Anthostomella pinea is the source of this 1212-nucleotide messenger RNA. The record is from the annotation of a GenBank genome assembly. Lineage: Eukaryota; Fungi; Ascomycota; Sordariomycetes; Xylariales; Xylariaceae.
AUGUCGCUACUACCGAGAGCCAUGGACUCACUACUUACGCUACGGCAAGCAGAAGGCGACGGUGCCGAGGCCGAAGCGGGCUUCAAUGUUACGGUUCAAUGCGACACCGGCAACGAGUACGACGGCCGCAUGGGCUUGCGCAUCUCCUCCAUCUUCGUUAUCAUGGUCGGCUCCCUGCUCGGUGCUGUCGCGCCCAUCAUUUUGGCUCGGGGCGCCAAAAUGAACGUCAACGGCACUGCGUUUUUCAUCGCCAAAUACUUUGGCUCCGGAGUCAUCAUUGGGACUGCAUUCAUGCACCUUCUCUCCCCUGCAUUCGCCGCCCUCACCUCGCCCUGUCUGCCGGACGGCCCCAUUAAUAGCUAUGACUGGGCUGCUGGCAUCUGUCUAAUGACCAUUUUCGUCAUGUUCACCAUCGAGCUUCUGGCCAGCCGCUUCGAUAUCUUCGGCCACAACCACGAAGAGGCCGAGGCGUCGGAUCCGUCGCUGGAUGUCCUUAAGAAGGGUUCUCUGGCCUCGAGCAGCCCGUCGCCUCACCGUCAUCAUGCGAGCGAUGACAUUGAGAUUGGCAGCCCACGGAAGGACCAGGACCGCGAUACCACCAGCAAUCCCGCCACCGGCUUCCACGCCCCGGGUCUGCCCAACGAUGUCAGCUAUCCCCCGGGUGGUCAGGACCACCUGGGGCACCACCGCGACCACCAAGAUGACGACGACAACGCCGCUUUUGCCGCGCAGAUGACGGCGCUCUUCAUCCUCGAGUUCGGUGUCGUGUUUCACAGCAUCUUCAUCGGUUUGACGCUGGCCGUCGCGGGCGACGAGUUCACCGUUCUCUACAUCGUCCUCGUCUUCCACCAGACCUUCGAAGGUCUCGGUCUCGGCUCUCGCCUAGCGACCGCGCAGUGGCCGGCCUCCAAGAAGUGGAUGCCGUAUCUGCUGGGGGUGGGAUAUGCCCUCAGUACCCCGAUUGCCAUUUCCAUCGGCUUGGGCGUCCGCACAAGCUUGCAGCCGGGAAGUCCUACAACUUUGAUGAUCAAUGGCAUAUUCGACGCUAUCAGCGCUGGAAUCCUCAUCUACACGGGCCUGGUGGAGCUUCUUGCUCAUGAGUUCAUGUUCAACUCGCACAUGCGCAAUGCUGGUCUGAAAGUGCAACUCUACGCGCUCGGUUGUGUUGCCCUCGGCUCUGGUCUGAUGGCAGUGCUUGCCAAGUGGGCUUAA